GCCCUUUUGUAUUUUCUAAAAUGUUUGUUAUUUCCAGUCCAAUUUCGAGAUCAUACUAAGACAAGUUUUGAUAUUCUCCUAGGAGAUGGGGCUAAUGGUGUCACAGUCCAUGAGGAGAAUAUACAGGAGGAAAUGGGUCCAGGUAUACUAGGAGAACUACUAGUCAAGGGAGACACUAUUGCUAAAAGGUUCUGGAAUGAUGGGGAGGAGAGGGAUGUAUUCAGCUAUGAUGGUUGGAUACCAACUGGGGAUAUCCUACUCUACGAAGCUGGAUGCUAUACUGUAAAAGGCAGAUUAAAUAUAAAGACAAUCGAACGAAAUGGAGAGCUUGUAAAUGCUUUAGAAAUAAAGAAGAAACUAUUAAGUAAUCCUGAUAUUGACGAUGUUACAGUUGUGGGUCUUGGGGACACAGAUGCAGAGCAGAAGAUUGCAGCUUUGCUAGUUCUCAAUAAAAACAGGAAAAUGGAUUUGGAAAAAAUUCUAGAAUGGUGCAACAGUAAUAUGUCCAGGAAUAUGAUUCCUUCAGUGCUGAAAAUUGUGGAGAACAUCCCUAGAAAUAGAACAGGUCAUGUUGACAAGAUGCCUCUUUUCAACCAGUUCCCUAACAUUCCUGUUCUAUGCUUUUUUGAUUCAAAGCUGUAAAUCAUGUUUCAUCAUUCAAGAAGAAAGAAGAAAACAUUGCCAUGAUUUAAAUCUUCAAACGGUUCUACGAUCACACCAACAGUUAACUUAAACUACUGUGCGAGUGAAUGAAAAAAAGUAGUAGAGAAAAUCGGAAUUCUUAUAAAAUCAACUGAAAACAAUUGUGAAACAGACUGGUUCAAUCAUAAAACAAUUUAAAUGGUUUCAAUAGUGACUAAAUAUGUUCAAAUGGGUCAAGAAUAACCCACUUCCAAAGGAUUUGAGGGUGGUUAAACAGAUCCAAAGGCUCACAUUUGCGUGAACUGAUCCCGAAGUUACUAUUUUCAAGUUUAUGGGACAAGAACAUAUCAAUGUCAAAUGUUGGAUUAAUGACCUGAAAUAUCCAAAGGUUUUCAUUUAAGGCCUUGAUAAAGAACCCCCUGCUAUUACUGAUUAAAAUUGUAAUAAAAUACGUCCUAACACAUUCUUUCUAUGGAUUAGAUUAGAAAGUAAAUGUUUCUAAUGAUUGAUUUUUUCAAAGAUUUUCUUUUGAUGAUUUAAAACAAGAAUGUCAUAUUGAAAUUGGUGUUAUUCAAAAUGGGUAAUUAUAUCAAAAGGUUAACAUAUUAAUGGUUUUGUCCAAUUUUGUUCAGAUCAAGAAAAUAAAAUCACUGUCAAAAUGUCAAAGCUUCUAAUAUUGAAUGGAUUGAUAACAAACCUUCCUGAACCAAUAAUAAUCAAUUGUUAAUGGUUCUAAUAGUGAUUAAACAUGUGAAAAGGUUCCUGUUUGAGGCUUAAGGUUCAAGAAAACUUAAUUUUUUUCCCGGUUGUGAUUAAAGAGAAUGAAAGAUGUUUUUUUUGCUUCAAGAUUAUAACUUGCAAUUCAAUAAAAUGACGUAGAUAAUGUUA
Eurytemora carolleeae is the source of this 1530-nucleotide messenger RNA. Its product is annotated as acyl-CoA synthetase family member 3, mitochondrial. The record is from RefSeq and is a predicted model, not a curated record. The transcript is spliced from 7 exons. Gene Ontology annotation, molecular function: acid-thiol ligase activity. The coding region runs from base 133 to 642 and encodes 169 amino acids. Gene Ontology annotation, biological process: secondary metabolite biosynthetic process. Lineage: Eukaryota; Metazoa; Arthropoda; Copepoda; Calanoida; Temoridae.